AUGCUAACCUCCGGCCUAACCAACGCCCCAAUCACCAAACUCCUCCUCAUCUACACCAUCGCCUCCUCCAUCGCCCUCUCCAUCCUCGACAUCAAACACCUCGCCAGCAUCCGCGUCUCCCCGCAUCUCUGGCCCUACGCCCAAUUCUGGCGCCUCGCAACAUGGCAACUCGCCGGCUUCGCCAAUUCCACCGAGGCCCUCUUCGCCGCAAUGCUCGCCUACCAUCUCCGCGUGGUCGAGCGCGCAUGGGGGAAGCGCAAGUUCGCUACAUUCAUCUUCUCCACGCUACCAUAUACCUCUCUCCUCCCACCGCUGCUCCUUAUCCUCCUCCGCCCGCUCACCCUCUACAAACUGAACUAUCUCCCCUGCGGACCGACGGCCACGCUCUUCGCCCUGCUGGCGCAGUAUCAUGCUGGGAUCCCGCAUACGUUUCGGUAUAGGAUAAGCACGUCUACGUCUACGACUACGGCCUCGAAUACAGAUGAUAGAGGAGAAGGACGUCAGCAAGGGAAAUACCUCACGCUCCAUCUCUCUGACAAGUCAACUACGUACCUGGUUGCGGCGCAGCUGGCUCUGUCGCAGUUUCCUGGGAUGAUUCUCCCCGCGGCGGUGGGGUGGUUUGUUGGGCUUGCGUGGCGGGCGGAGGCGUUGCCGUUGCCUGCGGCUGGGUGGAGGGUUCCGGCUUGGGUGGUUGGGGAGAAGGAGGUGGGGAGACGGGGAGGACAGGGGGGAGAAGCGGGAGAGCGGUAUGAGGAUUUGAGGAGGAGGUUGGAGGGUGAGGCUGUGGCUGCUGCGGCGGCGAGUGGGAACGCCGGGCUGGGGAGUGAGGCAUCUGGGCAGAGACAGCGAAGGCGGGAGGGAGGGUUUAUGGAUAGAUUGAGGGCGCUGUAA
This is a messenger RNA of Aspergillus pseudoviridinutans, 891 nucleotides long. RefSeq names its product protein dscB (gene dscB). Gene Ontology annotation, molecular function: serine-type endopeptidase activity. NCBI's taxonomy places the organism in Eukaryota, Fungi, Ascomycota, Eurotiomycetes, Eurotiales, Aspergillaceae. The coding region runs from base 1 to 891 and encodes 296 amino acids. The transcript is spliced from 2 exons. The record is from RefSeq and is a predicted model, not a curated record.